AUGUCACGGCGGGUGCUGGUUCUUGAUGGACUAUGGUAUUCGCUAUGUCCGUCAUUCAGCCCAUCGGCGCUGACUCGUCCCAAUCCUCUAUUAAAACAGCGCAAACCAAACUCCCGACCAGGCUUGUCACCAGCUCUUCGCAUUGCGGCGCCGCCACGGCAUCGCAGUUACAGCAGCAAUGCCAGGAAGACCGAUACCCGAGCCCGAUUCGAAGCCAACUCAGCACAUGAAGAAACCAAUGACACAUCCCCGCCUUUUUCCAAUUCGAUCUCAUUAUCGAACGGUCUCCGGGAGAACCAAUACGAUAGCUUAGACCUCGAGUACCAUGGCGACGAGGCAGCGUCGCCGAAGCACAAAGAUAUAAUCAACAAUCUGCCCGAUAUCCCCAAACACGCCGCCGGGAAGAGCAAUGAUAGUCUCGAAACAUUGCUACAAACCGAAAUGGCCAAGAAACCGAACAUCACAUCUGCGACAAAUAUAUUGCGGUUGUUGAUAGAGGAUCGAGGUGUCAAGCCAUCGGCGCGGCAUUAUAAGGCCCUUAUGCUGGCGAACUCGGAUGCGUUGCAUGGAUCACCGGAGUUCGUAAGGAGUCUUUUGGAGGAGAUGGAGGAACAAGGGAUUGCAGCGGACUCGGGGACGCUGCAUGCUGCGCUGCAGGCACUCGCUGUGCAUCCAGACUUCUGCCUCCGCCAAGAAGUCCUCCAAAAAUUACGAGACCGAUGGCUUACCCUGAGCCCGGCUGGAUGGCAUUUCCUAGUUGCGGGUCUCCUCCGCGAGCACAAAUUCGAGAUGGCCCUUGAACAAUUUUCCCUGAUGCAGCGGAAGGAUAUUACCGUUGAGGAUUGGCUGCAUAGCUCAAUAAUCUAUCAUCUCUGUGACAUGGGCGAAUUGGACGAGGUGCUUCGCCUGAUGCAGGUCCGUGUCAGCCAGGGCCACGACAUGACGUCUGAACUAUGGAUGCAUGUGCUACGGACGGCGAUUGAAGCGCAACAUUUUAUGACGUCUCGAUUUGUGUGGCGACGUAUGGUCGAACUCGGUUACCUUCAUCCACCGAGUACUGUGUGCAGCGAUGUUCUCAGACUCGCUGCCAGCGUCAGUGAUAUCGAGAUUGCAAAGUCCGUGUUCCGCCAUCUCGCAAGACGCGCGCUCUCUCCGACCUCGGAAGAUUAUCAACAGUCUAUUGUGGCCAACGUCGGUGUGGGCGACCUCCCCGCUGCGUUGGGACUCCUUUGUACUAUGCACGAAGCGGGUUUGUCACUUGAUCAGACGACCACCCAACCCAUCCUUGCGUAUAUGAUCCAAAGUCAGACCGACCGUCGAGAGGCUUGGCAAAUUCUCAAGCGACUACACAAUGAGAAGCACGACAUUCCUCUUGCCAGUGUUCGCGUUAUUGCCGAAUUAUGCGAACACGAUGCCCAGAAUGACCCGACGGUGGUAGAUGAUGCAGUUGGAUUCUACAAUGAAAUCCACACGCUUUGUCCGCAGGGCGCCGAUCUCCAGGUCUACAAUACACUAAUUCGGAUGUGUCGCACGGCGGGCAAACGGGAGGCUGGCAUCUUCCUAGUCAAAGAAAUGGCCACCCUCAACGUCAUCCCGGAUACCACCACCUUCGAAACCCUUAUCCUGAUGUGCCUAGAUGCGGGUAACUACAAGUCCGCGCUCAUGUACUUGUUGGAUCUGGCCAAGCGGGAGGCGACGGUGGAUCCCAAGGCCAAGGAGGAAAUCCGGAGCCUCUGCGCUCGGUCGGUCAACGAGUAUGCGUUGCGGCUGCAGUAUCACCCUCUAAUCCAGGAAGAGGAUGUGCCAGCCUCGGAUGAUACUACAGAGACGGCCGAGGCACCCAAAUCGCCUCGCCGCGGCCAACUUGGUCGUCAGGAGAGAAUUGCAUAUAAUAAAGAACGACGACAAAGAAAACGUCGCCGUUUGGCAAUGGAGCGACUUGCCGCAGAGGGCAGGGAUAGCUCGGAGGCUGUGAAUAGUCUAGACUUGGAGGGAUCCGACGGUGAGGUGGACCAGGUGGAUGUGGAUAAAAUGGACGAGUAUAUCGGCGGGAAGAACAACCGGAGCUCUCCGUCCAAGGCGGGCGAAUAG
Penicillium cataractarum is the source of this 2091-nucleotide messenger RNA. Its product is annotated as pentatricopeptide repeat protein. The transcript is spliced from 2 exons. Bases 1 to 2091 code for a protein of 696 amino acids. Gene Ontology annotation, molecular function: protein binding. The record is from RefSeq and is a predicted model, not a curated record. NCBI's taxonomy places the organism in Eukaryota, Fungi, Ascomycota, Eurotiomycetes, Eurotiales, Aspergillaceae.